AUGACUUUCACUCCCGAAACCCUCCCCAAUCUCAAAGGCAAAGUAUUCAUAGUCACAGGCGGGAACUCUGGCAUAGGCUACCACACUGUAGCCCACCUGGCAGAACACGGCGCCCACGUCUACAUGUGCGCCCGAUCCCCAGAGAAGGGCACAGCAGCCAUCGCCAACAUCAAGGAAAUGCACCCCUCAGCCAACGUGGACCUCCUGCAAAUGGACCUCAUGAAUGUGGCCAGCGUCGUCGCCGCCGCUAAGCACUUCCUCGCCCGCGAAACAGCCCUGCACGGCCUAGUCAACAACGCAGGCAUCAUGGCAACGCCCUUUGAAAUGACCAAAGAUGGCCACGAGGCUCAGUGGCAGACCAACUACCUCGCGCACUGGGUUCUGACAGAGCACUUGCUUCCUGUGAUGCUGUGGACCGCCACAAUGCUUCCUCCCGGCAGCGUGCGCAUCGUCAACCUCACUUCGUCGGGCCACUUGGGCGCACCCAAGGGCGGCAUCAAUUUCAAGGACCUAUCGCUCAAGGAUAACGGGCCGUGGCAGCGGUACGGACAGAGCAAGCUCGCCAAUAUUCUGCACACCAAGACCCUCAACAAAAAGUACGGGCCCGGCUCUCCCAGUGCACGGAACGGGGAGGGCGAGAUCUGGGUUUCGUCCGUGCAUCCAGGUCUUGUUGAGACAAACCUCGCUGCGUCGGUGGGGAAGUCGGGGUCGGGCAUGAACGGCGCUUUCUCGGCCUUGCGCUUUUUUGGAUUCAUAUGGCCUGCCGAUAAGGGGUCGUGGUCUAAUUUGUUCUGUGCGGCGAGUCCGGAUAUGAAAGCGGAGCAGAGCGGCGCUUAUUUUGAAAUUUUCCGACGUUUUGGGGAGCCGAGGUGGCAGAGCAGUGCGGCGAAGGAUGACAAGCUUGCAGAGAGGUUGGAGGAGUGGACUGGAGAGGUCAUGAGGAAGGAGGGUUGGGUUCGGUAA
Talaromyces atroroseus is the source of this 963-nucleotide messenger RNA. RefSeq lists its product as hypothetical. Bases 1 to 963 code for a protein of 320 amino acids. The transcript is spliced from 2 exons. The record is from RefSeq and is a predicted model, not a curated record. NCBI's taxonomy places the organism in Eukaryota, Fungi, Ascomycota, Eurotiomycetes, Eurotiales, Trichocomaceae.